Messenger RNA from Trichoderma aggressivum f. europaeum, 1809 nucleotides. RefSeq lists its product as uncharacterized. The record is from RefSeq and is a predicted model, not a curated record. The transcript is spliced from 4 exons. Lineage: Eukaryota; Fungi; Ascomycota; Sordariomycetes; Hypocreales; Hypocreaceae. Gene Ontology annotation, molecular function: DNA binding; RNA polymerase II C-terminal domain phosphoserine binding. Gene Ontology annotation, cellular component: Cdc73/Paf1 complex. The coding region runs from base 1 to 1809 and encodes 602 amino acids.
AUGGCUGAUAUCGACGACGAGCUCCUUGCUCUCGCGGGCGGUGACUCGGACGAGGAGGGAUCUGUGAGCGCGAGCAGAGAGGCGUCGGCGUCGCCGCCACCAGCCUCUGACGACGAGAUGCCCAAGUCACCCGAGACCAAAUCGAAGCGGAGGUCAAAGCAGGAUGAGUCGGAAGACGAGGGUGAGGCAUCCGAUGCCCCUUCACACAACUCCUUGGAAUCAGCUUCGAUGGACGAGUCCGACUCUGAUACCGAGCCUGCGCACGGCGCGAGCCGUUCUACCACUGCCCCGGCUGCCAACGACGAUGACAAGUAUCCUGUUGACGGCAUGUUUAUGAGCGAGGCCGAAAAGGCUGAGAUCAUGGCCAUGCGAGAAGUAGAGCGCGAGCAGAUUAUUGCGGAUCGAAUCUCUGAGAUAGAGCGUCAGCGUCAGAAUCGCCUGCUACGACAAAUGGUCAACAACGUCGAGAUUGAGGAGCGCAAGCAGGUCAAGAAGAAGCGUAGCGCUGAUACCGAGCUCGAGGAUGGCGCUCGUAGAGCAUCGAGACCGAAGACGGGCAAAGGCAGCGAAUCGGCGAUUGAUUCCCUUCGCAGGGCGCGCGCCGAGAAGCAGAGGCGGCAGGAGGACCGAGAAAGGCGGAGAGACGGCAUGUCGCCGCAUGGCCGCGAGUCGAGAGAGCCGGAGGAGAGCGAUGACGAGUUUGGACAGUCGCGCAAUCGCUCGCCGGAGAAGGCUGCUGCUAGGGAGCUGCCGCCAGCGGAGCUUCGCGAUUUCGACCGAGUCCGCCUUGGCCGCAACGAGUUUGCGCAGGUGUGCUCUACUCCUGGUUUCGAGUCGGCCAUUACGGGGUGCUACAUCCGCAUCGCUCUUGGGGCCCACCCCGAAACCGGCAUUGAGCAAUAUCGCAUGGCAUUGAUUAAAGGAUUUACAACCGGCAGACCAUACGCUCUAAACGGCCCCCAAGGCUCGUUUGUCACUGAUCAAUACGUCAAGGCCACCCACGGCAAGGCCGUCAAGGAGUUUCCCUUUAUUGCGGCGUCAGGUGGCCAAUUCACAGAGGGUGAACUGAAUCGGUACAAAGUGACAUGUCACAAUGAUGGCGUCACAUUACCUACAAAAGAUUACCUUGUAGACAAGAUUGACGAUAUCAAUGCGUUGAUCAAUCACAAAUGGACGAACGAAGAGAUCAAGGCUAGGCUGGCAAAGCGCAACGAGCUUCGUAAACGAUUCGAUCCACAGGAACGCCAACGACUUGCCAACCUUGCCGAGGAAGCCGCCCAACGAGGCGAUGACCAAAGGGCCGAGGAGCUACAGGAAGAGCUGGAAAAGCUCGGCAGAGAGCGCCUUGCUUUCAAAACCAGCUUGGGCCCAUCCAAAAACCCAGAGGCCACCAAGGCGUCGUCAGAACAAGACAGGCUGGCGGAGCGUAACCGAGAGAAUCGCCGACUGAACCAAGAAGCAGUCCGAAAGGCUCAGCUGAAAGAAAAGGCGAAGGCGCGAGAAAUCGAGAUGGCGCUCAAGCGCGGAGAGGUGAUUUCCGAAGACUACUCGCGACGACUUCGAACAAAGGCCAAGUUUGUGCACGACGUCAACGAAAAGGUUGGCGAGAAGCCCGAGGCUCCAAAGGACGGCGCGGGCGCAGCGACCAACGGGACGAAGGGCCCUUCAUCAUCCCAGAUGCUGCCGCACCUGGCCAAGCUGCAAGAGAAGCACUAUUCGGAAACCAAGGGCCUGCCGACCAUUCACAAGCCCAUCAUGGAUGACGACGUUAUCGGGGCGCUGGAUCUGGAAAUUGACGUAGAAAUUUGA